AUGAUUGAUGCUACUCUGUAUUUUAAGUCGAUCGCUCAACAUUGUCUUCAAGUUCAUGUAUGGCAGUGCAGACUUAGCAAGCCAAUCGUGGUUCUUUUUAACGACGCACGUGGAAAUCGUGCUUCAUUCACAUUAUCAAACUUUUAUCGAAGUUUCGUGGCGACUUUUCUAAAGGAAGGGGACUUGUUCACCAGUGAAUUUAAUUCAAAACACAAUACAGGCAUUACUUUGAAAAAAUCGAGAUACAUCGAUUCUGCUGGACAAGCGAUU
Schistosoma guineensis is the source of this 270-nucleotide messenger RNA. NCBI's taxonomy places the organism in Eukaryota, Metazoa, Platyhelminthes, Trematoda, Strigeidida, Schistosomatidae. The record is from the annotation of a GenBank genome assembly.